Branchiostoma floridae (Florida lancelet) is the source of this 420-nucleotide messenger RNA. RefSeq names its product NADP-dependent alkenal double bond reductase P2-like. Gene Ontology annotation, biological process: prostaglandin metabolic process. NCBI's taxonomy places the organism in Eukaryota, Metazoa, Chordata, Leptocardii, Amphioxiformes, Branchiostomatidae. The transcript is spliced from 3 exons. The record is from RefSeq and is a predicted model, not a curated record. Bases 57 to 353 code for a protein of 98 amino acids. Gene Ontology annotation, molecular function: 15-oxoprostaglandin 13-reductase [NAD(P)+] activity.
CCCCCCCCCCCCCCCAGGUUGGAGGUGACUUCUCGGUGUCUGUCCUGAACAACCACAUGAAGGACCAUGGCCGUGUGGCCGUCUGUGGGAGCAUCUCCACAUACAACAACCCGGAAGUAAAAGGUCACUAUUUCUUUGAAACCAUCAUCACCAAGAGGCUGAAGCUGCAGGGGUUCAUCGGCGCGGAGUACCAGGCGGACUGGCCGGCCGCUACCACACAGGUGGCGAAAUGGAUCGUGGAGGGCAAAGUCAAUCACAAGGAGCACGUGACCGAUGGAUUUGAUCAGACACCCCAGGCUCUGAUUGGUGUGCUGACUGGCAAGAACACCGGCAAGGCCAUUGUCAAAAUCUAAUAAGUAGCAUCCGUUAAUAACUUCAUCAGGUUGGCAAUUAUUCAUAUAGUACGGUUUUUAAGGCACA